GACGAGAUUGGAUCAAUGGGGAAAAGCAAUAGCAGCAGAGAUUGGGCUCAUAUCUAUGCCAUUUACGGCAUGAACCAAUGGCAAACCCUUGUUUUCCUCUUAUGUCGCGCUGUUUUUUUCUCCCUGUUUUCCUUCGUCUUUCUUUUCUACUUCCACCCUAUCUUCCACUUCUUCCAAACCUCGAUUUCAGCUGUCUGCUUGUUCCUCGCGGCGGUAAACUUUUUUUACUCCGCCGGGCCUUUGCAUUACGAGAUGGCGCAGCGGAUUGUGGGGUCGGUUUACGAUUGGUCGACCGUGAAGCUGGCGCUUGAUGUCGGUUGCGGCAGAGGGAUUCUUCUCAAAUCGGUGGCGACUCAGCUUAAAAAGACCGGGAGUUCGGGUCGGGUCGUUGGGUUGGAUCGUUCUAAACGGACUACUUUGUCCAUGCUCCAAACUGCGAACAUUGAAGGCGUGGGGGAGUACGUAACGUGCAAAGAAGGUGAUGUGAGGAGUCUCCCGUUCCAGAAUAACUAUUUCGACGUGGUGCUUUCGGCCGUGUUCGUCCACACGGUGGGAAAAGAAUACGGCCAGCGAACGGUGGAGGCGGCGACGGAGAGAGUGAGGGUGUUGGGGGAGAUGGUCAGGGUGUUAAAGCCCGGCGGCGUGGGCGUCGAUUGGGACCUCCUCCACGUUCCGGAAUACGUGCGGCGGUUGCAGGAAUUAAAGAUAGAGGAUAUUAGAGUCUCCGAGAGUGUAACCGCCUUUAUGGUUAGCAGCCACAUGGUAUCCUUUAGGAAGCCUAAUCAGCAUAUUGUGGGUCCCGGGGAUGUCCGGUUGGACUGGCAGUGCUGAUCUGGAAAUAAAAGUAUACG
This is a messenger RNA of Hibiscus syriacus, 851 nucleotides long. RefSeq lists its product as uncharacterized. The transcript has 2 exons. NCBI's taxonomy places the organism in Eukaryota, Viridiplantae, Streptophyta, Magnoliopsida, Malvales, Malvaceae. The record is from RefSeq and is a predicted model, not a curated record. The coding region runs from base 16 to 831 and encodes 271 amino acids. Gene Ontology annotation, molecular function: S-adenosylmethionine-dependent methyltransferase activity.